AUGGCUCCGAACAAGAAGAAGAAAAAGGCUGUUGCGAACCCUGCACGAGGAUUUGCCACAACAUCUGUCCCUUCAAAAACAAAACUGGCUGACGAGCCAAAUGAGAAUGUUGCCGAGUCUAGCACCAGCACAACGCCUCAGGAUGCUCAGAUUCUGGAGAACGGUGAUGGUGCCACGCAGUCUCAUCUUCCUAAGACGUCGCAAAAGAUCGAGGACAUGACCCCAGAGCAACUGGAAGCCCAUCUGGAAGAUUCGGAGCUUGAAGCCUUCGUUGAAAAAUACUCAAGUCGAUGCGAUGCUGACGCCAGUCGUCAAGUCACACGGCUUGAGACAGAACGGCGGCAGCUUCGCCUGCAAGCCCACAAAUUGUCAACCUAUCCAUGGCUUCCACAACAGAGCAUUGGCGAGCUGUUCGCGAUGAAUGCUCUAUGGGAAACUAUGAAGGAUGGAAUGGAGCAGGCCCCACUUCCUUCCAGCGCCGAAGAGAAGGUGUUACUUGAUCUCUGGACGCUUGAAAGGGUUCUACAAGCUUUGAAGUUCCCUCGAGUACUGGAAGCUGUAACUCAUGUUGCUGGGCUUGCAUUGUCUGGUCGAUUGAGCACAUCGUCAGAUUCACUGCCGGGCCUAACGGAGGCUUUUCAGUGGUACGCACUGGGCGAAGAUGCCGAGGAUUUGUCGAGCUACGAACAUACUGUAGAGCUCCGUCCUGGAAACAGUGGUUCCAGCACACCUGUUUUGUUUGAUUCUGGGACUCCGAGUGCAAAUGAUUCCUGGCAAAGCCCAGCAGGUACACCAGCUCAGGUAUCAGAACCUGAAGAUGACUACUCGCCCAAUGUUUCGUCCGGGAGUGAGGAAGACGACGACCCUGCAAAGCUGACAGAGCGAUAUGUUAGAAUCAAGCGACUAUUAUGGGAUCUGGAGAAUCCGCUUCAACCUGGGAAGUCGAGUUCCACAUCGAGACGGCAGAAGCAAAUAGUCAAGCUUAAGGGUAAACUGCAAUCUCUGUGUCGAGAUCCUCUUCUGGAUGAGUAUGAGGCUGAGUCUUCCUGGAGAGUCAUUAUGGAUGAACUUCAAGAGGACCGGCGACAAAUUUUGCGAGAAGAAUCAUGGCGACGGCGUGAGAUCGAGCAAGCCGGGCCUUCAGAAAGAGACAACAGCUUGCCGAAAGCCAAGACUCUAGCUCCUGGUGCUGAAGUGGAUGUUAAUGGAGAAGAUGGCCUGUUGGGAGGUAUGUUUGGUGAAGAGUCUGAGAAUGCAACACCUGAUCCGGCUACGAAACCACAAGGGGACAUCAAGCUCGUGGAUUUUGGUAAAUGGAGCGGCGUCUCUCCCAAAAAAUUACUCGACGAUACCUGCAAAGGGUAUGAUGCGAAAUGCCGUAUCCAGACACGUAUUUUACAAAGCACGUCACACUCAACGAGACACAGUUUGGAGAUUUCCUGGUCAGUAGAGCUUUCGCCAGACGAGCAUGCUAUUUCUGCCUUGCCAUCGAUGAUAUCAACGAAAAUAACGUCAACAAACUGGACAUUUGCGAUGGAGACAAUAGCCGCAGCCACAACUAUCCAGUCGGAAGCAUAUAUCUGCUCGCAGGGAUUGUUCGUGGUCUCAUCACUAGGCUCGAAAGAACAGAAAGCAAUCGCUAGGCUUCCGACUGUGUGGCGCGAGCUUGUCAGAGAUCUAGCUGACGAAAAGCAGAGACUUGUGAACGAGGAGCACAAGGAAAUACUCCGGCGAUUACGAAAUAUCAUCCAGGCCAUUCAAGAAGAGCCGCAACAUGAGAAGAGUGAUGGCGUGACAACUCAAAGAGCGAAACCCACGCUAGCAACAGAUCGUCGCCGCCCACGCCCUACUCCCAGCAGACUAGAUCCAGAUCAGAUUUCCAAGGACUGGCUAUUACGGACGUCUCGCCCUUCCUUCCAGCAAAUGCUUGAAGUUCGUCAAUCACUGCCAGUCCAUCAGUACAAGGACAACAUUUUGUCUUGCAUUGCCAACAACCCGGUCACUGUGAUUUGUGCCGAGACAGGUGCUGGCAAAUCCUCUGGCAUUCCAGUAUUGAUUCUUGAACGGCAAUUCGGAAACGGUCAAGAUUGCCGGAUCCUUGUCACUCAACCCCGGCGUAUCUCGGCAGUGACGUUGGCAAGGCGAGUCUCGCAAGAACUAGGAGAAAAUCGUAAUGAGAUUGGCACGUCAAAAUCGCUUGUGGGCUAUGCCAUACGAUUGGAAAGCAAGACGAGCAGCAGUACUCGCAUCACGUACGCAACCACAGGUGUGUUGCUGCGAAUGUUGGAGGAAUCGCCCAAUCUGGAAGAAUUGGACUACCUGAUUCUAGAUGAGGUCCAUGAGCGCACGAUGGACCUCGAUCUGUUGUUCAUUGCUUUGCAGAAACUCCAACGACGACGGGAGUCUUUGAAGAUCAUUCUCAUGUCGGCCACAGUAGACGCACGAAAGUUCUCCGACUACUUUGGAGGUGCACCAGUUCUGGAUCUCCCCGGGCGGACAUUCCCCGUUGAGGUCGGCUUUCUCGAGGAUGCCGUUGAAGCCACCCUCGGCCUUACUGGAGCCAGAGACCAGUCAGUGGCUUUGGAGGAAGAAGAAGUCGAUUUCGAAGGCUACGACAACCGAAAAGGUCGUCCCAUGAUUCUGGAGCCUGAAAAAUACAGUGGCAAGACCCAAGCUUUGAUAUCGCAAAUGGACGAGUAUCGCAUCGACUACAAUCUCAUCGCAAAGCUAUCGGCCUCGAUCGCGACAAAAUGCCAAUAUGCCAAAUACAGCAGUGCAAUUCUGAUAUUCAUGCCUGGCAUAGGUGAGAUGCGCCGCCUUCACAACCUGCUCUUGUCAAUGGACACGUUCAGUCAUGGCUGGGUGGUACAUCUACUGCAUUCCACUUUUUCCACUGAUGACCUCGAAAAGGCCUUUGAACGACCGCCACUGGGACAUAGAAAGAUUGUGAUUGCCACAAACAUCGCAGAGACAGGCAUAACGAUCCCUGAUGUCACAGCUGUCAUCGACACAUGCAAAGAGAAAGUCAUGCGGUUCGACGAACGGCGUCAACUUUCCAGGCUCACUGAAGGAUUCAUCUCGCGCUCGUCCGCGCGCCAACGACGAGGUCGUGCGGCCCGUGUGCAAGAAGGUUUAUGCUUCCACCUUGUUACAAAGCACCGGCACGACACUCUCAUGCUCGAGCAGCAGGUCCCGGAGAUGCUGAGGUUGAGCUUGCAGGACCCAAUGCUGAGGAUCAAAGUGUGGAACCUCGGCUCGAUAGAAGAGACGCUCAACGCUGCAAUCGACCCUCCCUCAAGGAAGAACGUGCUGAGGGCAAUCGAGAAGCUGAAGGACGCAGGGGCCUUAACGAAAACCGAGGCAUUGACACCACUGGGACAGCAAAUCGCGCGACUGCCAUUGGAAGUGUCGCUUGCAAAGCUGGCAAUUUUUGGUGUCAUUUUCAGAUGCCUGGAUCCUAUUCUGGCUAUAGUGUCCCUGUUGACAUCGAAAUCACCGUUCCUCGCUUCUUCAGCAGCAGCUGCUCGCCCUGACGCCCGCCAGACAUUCAGCCGCGCGGACUCGGACCUUCUGUCUUCGUUCAACGCAUACGAAGCAUGGCGAAGAGCCAAAGCUGCGCGCUCCGCCCAAGACUUCUGCCGCAAGAACCACAUCAGCGACCAAACAAUGUCACAGAUCGAAGAGCAAAAGGUACAGCUUCUUGUGUACCUUGUCGACGCAGGUCUCGCGAGUCUGGACCUUGACGAGAAAGCUGUACUUAACCGGGCCAGGUCUGGGCCCGGCCGCGGUUCGAAUAUCAACUUCUACAUCGUUCCCGAGAGAUAUAACCAGACACUCAGCGAUCGAGCACUGAACGGCAUCACCGCCAUGGCACUGUAUCCUCGAAUCCUCGCGCGCGAAGGCAAAGGCUGGCGCAACGUGUACACAAACCAGCAGGUCUCGCUGACCUCCCGCUCGAUCAACCACAACAAUCCCAAGGCGCCUCGGUGGCUGUCUUUUUUCGAGGCUAUGCAGAACCGUAGCGGCAAUUUGAAUGUCUUCGAAACAUCUGCGAUACCCGAGUCGACGUUGGUGGCGCUGCUCGGCGAAGCUGAGUUCAAGUUCUACGCUGGCGUGAUGGUCUUGGAUUCUGGAAAAAUCAAGAUCUCUGUCAAACACUGGAGACAAUUGAUGGCGAUCAAGAUACUACGAGAGCGUCUACUCUACGUUUUGGAAAUUGCGUACAAGAAGCCUGGGCAAGGGUUGGAAGCUGCUGACCAGCAGUGGGUCGAUAUGUGGUUGAAAAUAGAAGCGUCUCAGGAAUCGUAA
Exophiala spinifera is the source of this 4308-nucleotide messenger RNA. RefSeq lists its product as uncharacterized. Gene Ontology annotation, cellular component: intracellular anatomical structure. Lineage: Eukaryota; Fungi; Ascomycota; Eurotiomycetes; Chaetothyriales; Herpotrichiellaceae. The transcript is spliced from 3 exons. The record is from RefSeq and is a predicted model, not a curated record. The coding region runs from base 1 to 4308 and encodes 1435 amino acids. Gene Ontology annotation, molecular function: RNA binding; ATP binding.